ACGGAUGCUUUUAUUUUGAAAUGACCGGAAGUGCAGCAGUCUUCCAAGCUAGCUUUAGCUUAGCCAUAGCUACUAAUAAUGGAUGGUCGUAUUGCAGCGACGUGGAGGCCACCACGAAUGUGUGAAGACUAUUUAAAUGAAUUCAGACACUGUAAAAGUUUCAGUAAUCGUUUCCAUCACUACUAUGCAUAUGGCACCUUCCCAGCCUGUCACCAGUGGAAAGAGGACUACCAUAACUGCAGACAGUGGGAGACACACUCAAACACAGAAGCCAAGGAAGCAUUGCAGAAAAGUGAAAGGACUCGAGUGGCAGAGCAAAAAAACUUUAAACCAGUGUGGGAACUGAGACGGGAGCCUCCCAGAGACUGGCACAUGCCCCUGAACCAGGAAAACCCACGUGACUCCUGAAAUGUGAUUGCACCAUUGUUGUGACUUAAUUACGAAAGUUCCCAAAAAAAACUAAAGCACUGAGUAAUUAAAUGAGUUUAAUAUCCUGAUAUAAUAAAGUAGUGAAGACGGUG
Nothobranchius furzeri (turquoise killifish) is the source of this 521-nucleotide messenger RNA. RefSeq names its product chromosome 17 C22orf39 homolog (gene c17h22orf39). The record is from RefSeq and is a predicted model, not a curated record. NCBI's taxonomy places the organism in Eukaryota, Metazoa, Chordata, Actinopteri, Cyprinodontiformes, Nothobranchiidae.